This is a messenger RNA of Hyaloscypha bicolor E, 1023 nucleotides long. Its product is annotated as mitochondrial carrier. The transcript is spliced from 2 exons. Bases 1 to 1023 code for a protein of 340 amino acids. NCBI's taxonomy places the organism in Eukaryota, Fungi, Ascomycota, Leotiomycetes, Helotiales, Hyaloscyphaceae. Gene Ontology annotation, molecular function: oxoglutarate:malate antiporter activity. The record is from RefSeq and is a predicted model, not a curated record. Gene Ontology annotation, biological process: transmembrane transport.
AUGUCUACCACCAAUUCCAUCAAGCAAGCCGCUGAAGCAGCGCGGAACAAGACGUCCGAGGCAAUGGAUGCCACAAAGCGGAUCGCAGACACCGCAAAGGCGGACCCCAUAGCUGCCAAAAAUGACUUCCUGCACACCCCGUUCAUGCGCGGCGCUCUCCCAUUCAUAAACGGCGGGGCGGCAGGCAUGGUAGCAACAACAGUCAUCCAGCCGAUCGACAUGAUCAAAGUGCGUCUCCAGCUCGCCGGCGAGGGCGCCAGGACGGGCCCAAAACCAACACCCAUAUCAGUGACGAGGGAAAUUCUCGCCCAGGGCAAAGUAAUGGAUCUCUACACUGGCCUCUCAGCAGGUCUCCUCCGGCAAGCGGUCUACACAACCGCUCGACUUGGCUUCUUUGACACGUUUAUGAAUUCGCUCACCGUGCGGGCGAAAGAGAAGGGCAAUCAGAUUGGCUUCAGAGAGCGCGCAGCAGCUGGUCUAUCAGCCGGUGGUCUGGCAGCAAUGAUUGGCAACCCCGCAGACCUGGCUCUCAUCCGUAUGCAAUCCGACGGUCUAAAGCCCGCAGCGCAAAGGAAGAACUACAAAUCCGUCAUCGACGCCUUGAGCAGCAUUGCAAAGUCCGAAGGAGUCGGUGCUCUCUGGGCCGGUGCCGCGCCAACAGUUGUGCGAGCCAUGGCCCUGAACUUCGGCCAAUUGGCCUUCUUCUCGGAGGCGAAGCAGCGCUUGAAGGAUACGUCCAUGUCGGCGAGGGCGCAGACUUUGACGGCGAGUGCCGUGGCGGGCUUCUUUGCGAGUUUCUUCAGUCUGCCGUUUGACUUUGUGAAGACGAGGUUGCAGAAACAGCAGAAGGCGCCAGAUGGAUCGCUGCCGUAUAAGGGGAUGAUGGAUUGCUUUAAGAAGGUAGCGAGGGAUGAGGGGCUGUUGAGGUUUUAUAGGGGGUUUAGUACGUACUACGUGAGGAUUGCACCGCAUGCGAUGGUAACUUUAAUCGUGGCCGACUACCUUGGCUUCAUCACGAAGUGA